AUGAGUUCCCACCAGCAGAAGCAGCCCUGCACUGCCCCACCUCAGCUGCAACAGCAUCAGGUGAAACAGCCUUGCCAACCACCACCCCAGGAACCUUGUGUCCCCAAAACCAAGGAACCCUGCAACCCCAAUGUUCCUGAGCCCUGCAACCCCAAGGUUCCAGAGCCCUGCCAGCCUAAGGUGCCUGAGCCCUGCCAGCCUAAGGUGCCUGAGCCCUGCCAGCCUAAGGUGCCUGAGCCCUGCCAGCCUAAGGUGCCUGAGCCCUGCCAGCCUAAGGUGCCUGAGCCUUGCCAGCCUAAGGCUCCUGAGCCCUGCCACCCCAAGGCACCUGAGCCCUGCCACCCGGUUGUUCCUGAGCCGUGUCCAUCAAAUGUCACUCCAGAACCAUGUCAGCAGAAGACAAAACAGAAGUGA
Messenger RNA from Peromyscus eremicus (cactus mouse), 414 nucleotides. Its product is annotated as cornifin alpha. Bases 1 to 414 code for a protein of 137 amino acids. The record is from RefSeq and is a predicted model, not a curated record. Lineage: Eukaryota; Metazoa; Chordata; Mammalia; Rodentia; Cricetidae. The transcript has a single exon.